Molecule: messenger RNA, 11231 nt
Organism: Syngnathoides biaculeatus (alligator pipefish)
Lineage: Eukaryota; Metazoa; Chordata; Actinopteri; Syngnathiformes; Syngnathidae
Gene: hivep2a
Product: HIVEP zinc finger 2a
Exons: 15
Coding region: 1491-8267 (2258 amino acids)
Biological process (GO): regulation of transcription by RNA polymerase II
Cellular component (GO): nucleus
Molecular function (GO): RNA polymerase II cis-regulatory region sequence-specific DNA binding; DNA-binding transcription factor activity, RNA polymerase II-specific
Source: RefSeq, a predicted model, not a curated record
GGAAAAAUUAGAGAGAAUGUUAAAAAGUUCCUAGCAGUGUACUUGUGAAUCAGAGUCAUCCAUCUAUUUUCUUUGCCACUUAUCCUCACAAGGGUCACGGGGAGUGCUGGAGCCUAUCCCAGCUUUCAACGGGCAGGAGGCGGGGUAAACCCUGAACUGGUCGCCAGCCAAUCAAUCGCACGGCACACAGACAAACAGCCGCACUCACAAUCACACCUCGGGGCAAUUUAGAGUGUCCAAUUAAUGUUGCAUGUUGAUGGGAUGUGGGAGGAAACCGGAGUGCCCGGAGAAAAACCCACGCAGAACAUGCAAACUCCACACAGCGCGGGGCCAGGAUCGAACCCGGGUCCUCAGAACUGUGAGGCCAACGCAGUAGAUGUCAUAUUGCAAGUCGUGGACGUACAGAGUUGUGAUACAUUUUUAUCUCUCUUAUACUUGGUGUUAUAUUCUAUUAAAAAUGGUAUUAGAAAUUGUACUGAACUUUGUGCUUUGGAACUACAUCCGAAUUGGAUUGGAAUGAUCUGUAUGCAGAGGAUCGACAGGAAGCCAGUCGGCCAGUGAGACGGACAGAAAGACAGCUCCGGAGGUGACCGGGGAAUCCUGCUCCGCCUGAGCCGGCAGACAGAGCUUCGUCCUCGGCCAGUGCUCCUCCUCCAUCUCCUCCCACUGUCCCGGUUGCGCGCUGGGGGAUCCGACGACGUCACACACGCGCACGCACGACAAACCCGCGCACGCACUCGCAGGCAAGCGGGCAGGCAGGCAGGCAGGCAGGCAGGCAACACAGUCUCUAUCUGUCACUCCCUCUCGCCGCUGCUUCUAUUCUGGGAAGCGGCGCUCGGAAUAACCCCGUGUGAGCGUGCGCGUGUACGCGCGUCUCCGGAUUUCACCCCGGCACACGCACACGCUCGCAUUCGCCGUGCGGCUUGACUGCGGCGGCGGAGCUCCGGCAACCAGAAAUCCGCUCGGGAAGGACUUCUUCCGUUUUGACGCGCAAGUUUUCCUCCCCGAGGCGCGCGGCUUCUCGCCCGGAUUCCUCGCCGCCGCCUUCCGUCCUUUCUGCCCGUUCGUUCGUCCUCCGGAGCCAGGAAACCGAGAGGUGUCAAGCCCCGAAACGGGAGCCCGGUCGGACUCGCUAUCACCGCGGCGCCGGCGGCGGCGGCGGCGGCUCGUUGUCAUUCCCUCUCCGGCAGCAACUGGAACCUGAUUGUGUGUUUACUGGGCUGGACCACAGAACGACUAUCAGAUCAACCACGUUAGUGUCUGCCUUCCGAUGAAUUAACUGGACACAAAAUGAAAAAGGCAAAAUGGGAAGAGAUAUCUGAUGUGUUCUUCUAAAGUUCCCACUUUUUAUUCACACUUCCUGCUCAACAUUUUUUGCAAUGGCCACCGUCAAAUGUUGGGUUAACAUGGCCAACAGCUUUGGGACUCAGUAAGCCUCUAGGAGCCGUGUGCCCGUUGCCCUUCCCCUGCCUCCUUCCUGCUUCUCACAAAUGGAAGCUCACGAGUCUGCUGCCGGUGGCGGCGGCAGGCAGCAGUGCCCAAAUAAGGACCGGGCCAAGGAGAAGACACCUCUGCAAAGGAAGUGGGUGUCCGAGCCUUCCGCCACCACCAAGCGAAGCACUUUUGCCGAUCCGGCAGCAAGACACCGUGAAAGUUUGCUGUGUGUUGCCAACGUGGGAUCAGCACCCCAACACAACUACACCAUGACAGGAAAUUCUGGGAAGCUGCUAUCUGGACCUUCAGCAGUUGGGGCAGUAGGAGGCCCGCCACCAUCUCAAGACCCCCAGGGGCCUUUUGCUCAGGGUUUUCCUGGGGGGUACUCCUAUCAGCUGGGCCAACCGUACCCUCAGCAUCCACAGACUGAACGCUUCCACUCGGGAGCCAAACCUCAACCAGGACUUGAGGCACACGCAUGGCCCUUUGCCGGACAGUUGCCAUCGGACGAACUGUAUCCCGUGGGACACCCGGGACACACUCACCUCCACGGAGCAGGGUCAGGGAGGUUCCCCCGGCAAAAAUCUCCCAGUUUACCAAGCUCCUUUGGAUCGUAUUCCCAGACGGGCCCUGAUCCAGGAGACGAGGGCUACGGCAAGAAGGAGCAAAAACCCAAAAAGCCUGGAAAGUACAUUUGUUACUACUGUGGCCGAGCCUGCGCCAAGCCUAGCGUCCUGAAGAAGCACAUCCGCUCCCACACCGGCGAGAGGCCUUACCCAUGCGUGCCCUGCGGCUUUUCCUUCAAAACUAAGAGCAACCUUUACAAGCAUCGCAAGUCCCAUGCUCACGCUAUCAAAGCCGGACUAGUUCCCUUUUCAGACAUGGCUGUUUCCCGUGGGUGUGACAUGGAGCAGGCGUCCCUCGGGGGGGAAGCAGAUGUCCAAUCCGACGGCGAGCAAAGCACUGACACGGAUGAGGAAGGAGUGGAAGGAGCUACCAUUCUGACGGACAAAGAUGGAGCCAUCACGCAUAUCUCCUUUGAAGCUGACAAGAGUCCAGGUGGUGCAGAACCAGCAUAUGCAGAUGCAGCUGAGGAGCUACCAACAGGGUCCAUGAAAGUGCCUAUUUUGAUUGUUCCCAAGUCCAGAGGGAUUGAGUGUCCACCCUUUCAGGACAUAAAAGGUUCCCACCACAUGAUGACGUCAUUGGCCGGGAGAAAAGGGCGUUCACUGGACGAUAGCGCUUCUAUCAAACCACGUUUGGCUCUGAGAUUGACUGAAAAGAAAGGCCUGGAUUCGGAUUGUGCUGCAACGCAAUCUCUGAACCUCCUCAGUCCUCACAGCAAAGGCAGCACAGACUCUGGCUACUUUUCACGUUCUGAGAGUGCAGAGCAGCAAAUCAGCCCUCCCAACACAAACGUUAAAACGUAUGAGGAGAUCAUGUUUGGUCGGACCUGGUACUACCGACCCAACUCCAGAUCUAGGCAAUUUGUCACAGUCGCAAAGAUCUCUAAAGAUCAUAUCUGUUUACAGGGGGAUGUAGGAAUGUCGAGAGAUCCCAAACUGUAUCCAACCGGACCCAGUCAGAGCAGUACAGGACUUCUGGAGCCUCCGUCAGAUUCAGGGCCUCUUAUAAGGAGCAACUCCAUGCCAACAUCGUCUCCCCCAAUCCUCAGUGUGCCCCCCGGGAUCCGGGGCAGCCAUUCCUUUGACGAGAUGACGACAUCUGAUGAUGAUUUUUACCAGCCGGGAUUUCGUCGACUCCAAAGACAGGCGGCGAUUGAGCUUUUAGCCCAUGAAGCCCACACAGGAGAUCCUGAGGGGUCUGGACAGUUGCCCAAGAAUUUAACUUCAUCUGUCAGUAAGAAAUUCAGCGAACGCAGUCAAGGAGCCACAGAGUCCAUUACCUUUAGCCCAUAUGGUACUAAAGUUAGUAUGUCUGAGAUAGCCACUAGAAAAAGGAGAAAGGAGAAGAGUGUUGGGGAUGAGGAUGACAGUCCUGAUCACUACGACAGCAGCUGCAGUGGUUCAGUAGACAUGGCAGGAGAUUAUGUAAGUUUUGAAGGGUCCAGGGGCACACCAACAGGGAAGGGAUCUCUUCAGAGUGCUCAGAGUCAAUCAGACAGCUUUGAUACCUGUCCAAGCAUGUGUUCUGAGGAUAUAGCUCUGUUUACAGACUCAGAAUGCAGGAAGACAGCCGGAAACGUCAUAUCAGUCAUCCAACACACCAACUCCCUCAGCCGGCCAAAUUCCUUUGAGAAAUCUGAGUCCUUUGAGCAGUCGGGAUAUCAUCACUCUGCCCCAUCCAGCCAAUACUCGGAACAGUCAGACUCUGAUAUAUUUGAAGAUGCAUUGAGUCCAGAUUCAGCUCUGCUGAGAACUGAAAGUAUGGAUCAGCAGCUGCAGAGCGAUAGUGACCUAGCCUCCCACUCAUCUUCAUCGGCAGCAGCUUCACCUGGACAGCCGUACCAUAUCUCACACAAACUUGUGCGCCAGCCCAAUAUUCAAGUUCCCGAGAUCAGAGUGACAGAUGAGAAAGACACCGAAGCACCGAUGGCCAAGGAAGUGGAGAAGCAGCCGCCACAUGCAGAGGAGUUCCAGCUGCCACAGAGAAGUGACACACUCUCCCAGAUGCCCUCAGAGAAGCUUCCGCCAAAGAAGAAGAGGUUGCGCCUUGCAGACAUGGAGCACUCAUCUGGAGAGUCCAGUUUUGAGUCCACUUGCACCAGCCUGUCUCGUAGUCCGAGUCAGGAAAGCAAUCUGUCACAUUCCUCUUCCUUCUCAAUGUCUUUUGACAGAGAUGAAGCCCUCAAGGCAGUGUCACCCACCAAACAGGAGGACUUAGCCUCUGGUGGAGGAACUAAACCAUCUGAGUUCCUGACGGUGCCCAGCAGUGGUCAUUCCAGCCACCAGCAACAGAGGGAGAUGAGGAGGUCCUCGUCGGAACAAGCUCCAUACACGCUGCCCUCCGAGGUGACGGAAAUGCGCAGCAAGUCCUUUGACUAUGGGAGCUUGUCGUCAUCCAGACAAGGAGAGCUCUACACCAGCGCCUCCGCCAUGAAGGAGCGCCGCCGUGGCUUUCUUGUCCGACAGGCCUCCUUGAGUGUGUAUCCAGAGGCAGUUGCCCAGGAACCAGGAGGAUCUGAGCCGUCAAUCAAACAGGAGAGUGUGGAGCAAGGGGUGUGGCAUGGCCUGACAGGACCCCCACAUAGAACCAGCAAUGUAGCCUGCAGAACCCAAAGAGUCGGCAAAACUGUUGGCAUUGUAGGAGCUCACCAGCAACAUGUCCUCCAGCAGAGUAUCAGUGAAGACAGUCUUCAGGACGAACCUCAAUACGGAAGGUCUCUCCAGCAUCGCCUCCAGACCCAGGGCUCAUCAUCUGAGGGUGAACACCCAGGCCACGAGGUCCUAAACAGAGAAGUUGUCCAACAGCAUCCGAUUGUCCCUCCAUUCCUCUCUUACCAGCAGUCUGCUCUGUUUUGGAGUCAGGAGGUCAGUCAGGCUUCUAGACAACGACUGACCCUCCAGGCCCAGCAGCAACUCCAGAAGCUUCAUAUCCGAUCUCCAAAUAGUUUGUCUGGACACACGGGACGUCAAAAACAGAUAAUCCAAGAUCACCCAUCACGUAAUGGAAAAUCAGAUACUUCAAGUACUCUGAUGAACCCCACUGUAUUCCAAGAUCAAAAUCUCCCCUCUCUCUCAUAUAAACCGACAUCCAGCAUCACCGCUGUGCAGUUGCAGCAGAUCCAACCUAUCUUUGCUACCCAGAACCUGGCCCCCCACACCUCCCUCCCCAUGGUGGUUCCUGUACGUAUUCAAACCCACGUGCCAUCAUACAGUAGUGUGAUGUAUACCAGCGUUAGCCAGUUGGUAGCGCACAGUCCGAGAAGAGGCUUAGUCGGACAAAGCAGAGCCAACAUCAAUGAUGUGUCCUCACUCGAUGGCACUGUGAGUGGAAGAAGUCCAAGUGGAUCAGGAUUCAACCUAUCGCACUUCCUGGGACAGACAGCUGGAACGCUGUUGCGAUCGCCACACUGGAAGACUUCAGCUUCCAGCCCCAACACAGGAAUUCCUCUGUCACUCACGUCCAGUACCAUAUCCACCACCGAUGCCUCAGGGUCUGCCAUUGGAGGCAGCAAGAGGAUGCUUUCCCCCACCAGUUCCGUGGAGUUUUUCAUUGAGACUAAGCAGCAGAAGAGGGUAAAAGAAGAGAGGAUGUUUGGGCAGAUGGUGAAGGAAAUGAGCGCCGUGGAGCUGAGUGGAACUGACGGCAGCAUCAAGCUUGAAGACGGACACUGUUCAGACAAUUGCAAGAGGAUGUCUUCUUCUCCUCCCCUGGGAGAUUUCGCUGCUCCCAAUAAGAGUGUGAUUCCAGUCCGUUCUUCUGCUCACCACUGGCCCGAUGUCCCCCAGCUGGAGAGCUUCACCCCACCUCUCCAGAUCGUUACUGAAUCUUCACCUCUGUCGUGUGGCCAAGAUUCACCUGAGGAUCUUGAUUUGGACGAGUCCCACUCCAGCCCCCAGUCCAUGAUCUCCUCCAAUAAUGCCGAAGAUGUCACCAAGCAUCGCAUGGCCAGUCAAGUCCCAGAGAAUGUGCUGGUUCGGUUACCCACGGACCAAGGUCCAGGACUUUCUAGAGCACUGGGACAGACUAUGUUACUCACCGACGUGUCCGAUGCCCAAAACCUUUUCCAGUUCCCGAGCCUGCGCACCAACAGCAGGGUCAGUUGGUGUUUCCUUAACUACACCAAACCCAACAGCACUCAGGCUGACCCACGGAGCUCCAUCUACAGUUCCUGGUGCAUCAGUUCAUACAAUCCCAACCCUCUGAACCUUAGCACCAAGGCUGCGCUAGCCUUGCUAAGUUCCAAACAGCGGAAAAACACGGAUCUCCUGUAUGCCACGGCUGCCAUCGCACCCCCCAGCUCGGGUAAACUGGUGUCCUCCGUCACCUGGAAGCUCAGGUUUGAACAGCUGAAACCAGAAUUAAUGCCGGUUGACAUCAGCCAUUUUGGAAGGAAGGUGAAAGAUGUGGCCUUGUGGGAGCGUCCAAAGGAGGAGCAUGUGGAGAAAGACGUUUCAAUUAAACCGACCUCCACCGAGCCAACUCGCAUCAAGAUCUUCGAAGGCGGGUACAAGUCCAACGAAGACUACGUGUAUGUGCGUGGGCGCGGUCGGGGGAAGUACAUCUGCGAGGAGUGUGGCAUCCGCUGCAAGAAGCCCAGCAUGCUGAAGAAACACAUACGCACCCACACGGAUGUGCGGCCGUACGUCUGCAAGUUCUGCAACUUCGCCUUCAAGACCAAAGGGAAUCUGACGAAGCACAUGAAGUCUAAAGCUCACCUGAAGAAGUGUCUGGAGUUGGGCGUGUCCACAUCUUCGGUAGAAGACGGCGAGGCAGAUGACGCAGAUUUUGGGGAGGAAGGCGGUGCACGGUGUAAGGCCCUGGCUGAUCAUCAGUUCUCCGACGCCGAUGACUCGGAGGAAGAUGGCGACGAGGUGGACGAGGAAGACGACGAGGACGAGGAUUACGACGGCGACUCCACCCCUAGGACCUCGUCCCGCUCGGCCAGCCCGUGCGGCGUACCCAUCGCGGCGGCUGCCUCGUACCCCUCGCCUCCGCUCUUCAGCUACUUCACCACCGUGCCCAGCAUCCGCAUCACGGCACAGGCCACACCCGGCGAGAGGGCCCCGCUCGAGCCGGGGCGCCUUCCGGCUUUACCAUCCAUGGACGAUGACUUUCCCCGAGAUUUCCCGUUGCCGUCGUCCCGCCUCUCCUCUCCUGGACUGGACUACUCUGGCUGCCCAUCGCCCGUCUCGCCUUCUUCGUCCCCGUCGGCCUGUCAUUACCUCUCGCCCCAUCGCGACCACUCGCCCCGCGGCCCGUCGCCACGGCGGGACGCGUCUCCUCUGCGCCACCUUUCGCCCAAGCGGGAAAUGGGGGGACGUAGACGUGAGCUGUCCCCAAGGAGGGGGCACCUGUCACUCCUCUCCCCCUUGCCACGCCCCACCUCUCCCGGAAAGCGAGAUCUGUCGCCACGAGGACGCCACAAGGCCAUGAUACGCCCUAACUCUCCGCGACGUGGACUCCACCAGCACCUCCUCCUGCAGAGUCAGCAGGGCGGCUCGCGAGGCCUGAGGUCGGCGCACCUCGCCGGGCUGCUGAGUCAGGCGGAAUUCGGCCCUCGAGGACGUCGCAGGACCGCCGGCUCAGAAAUGGACACGGAAUGUGUACCAAAUUCCCCAGGAGGGCGAGAGCAGAGUGGUGACCAUGGUAACCACUCCGGUCCACCCCAUCAGGUCUUAUUCAGUCACCUCCCUCUUCAUUCACAACUGCAGGUGCGUUCUCCGUUCCCAAUGAUUCCCAUCGGAGGGAUCCAAAUGGUCCACGCGGUGCCCACGUCGCUCAGCACUCCUCUCGCCCAGCAGGGGGCGGAGCAGGCCCCGCCCCGCCUCCCGCUGGAGGAAGCUCCAACAGAGGACCGCGAGGCCUCUUCGCCUUUCGGGGGAGGACAAGGCGGUCGGACGCCACUGGGGUCAGAGGUCGUCGGCGUACGGGAACAGGAGGAGAACAUCCAAACGUGCACCAAAGCCAUCGCCUCGCUGCGCAUCGACCCCGAGGAAGACGCCGCGAGGAGGCGAGGGGGGCUGGACGGCGAGGGAGCCCCUCACUCCGAAGGACAACGUCGGCGCUCGCCGCCCUCGCCCGCGCCGCCUGGGCCUCAGCACUUUAGCGCCCCCCCGCAUAGCCCCUCUCCCGCAUCCUCGCCGACGUCCCGGUCGACCCCCGCGGACGCCUCGCAAAGCACAAAGACGAGCAAAGACGUGUCAUAGACGUGCAACUACACGACUUUUUGCACAAUGUACUUUUUCUCUUUCAUUCUGGAAUUAUGGACACACACACACGCAUGUACUGUAUACACACACAAUUCAUGUUGGGAGACAUUCUUAUUUAAAGACAUUUGAGAGAAAGAGAGAGUGUGUGUCUGGGCGUGUGUGCGAGUGGGGGCAGUUUCAAGGCAGUCAAAUGGUACUUUAAUAAUUACAACAAUAAUAAUACUGAAAAUAAAAGAAUAGUAAUGGGAUACGUGUGCCUUUGCUGGGUGCUUCUGUUCUUUUCAGCAGUCACCUGAUCAACUUCAAGCCCCGCCCCCCACUUUUUCUGGGGGGAUUGACACCUUACUGUCUGGAAAAGCGAUGUGAAGUGAUGAAUUAUGAUGAUUAUGAUUUACAGUUGCACUAAAACAUAUUUUUAUAGCAGUGAAAAAGUUUUUUUGUGUACAGCAGCAGCAGUUGAAUAAUACUAUUUAUUAUGAUGAUGAUGAAUAUUGUUACCAUGUUUGAUAAAUUGUGCAUUUUUUUUUUAUUUCUUAUUUCUGUCGUGGACAAAUUUUUUCUAUGUCAGCAUGGUUUUAUUACUUACAUCAGCUAUACAUAAUAUUCAUGACAUAAGGAUGUGUCAAUAUUUUGCCUGCAUAUUGAUUAAUACUGUAUAUAAUCUCAACAUUACCAUAUGUUUGAAUUGUCCUUUUGAGUCCUUAGCUUCUACACUUUCUCACUGCUCUUCUUUGUGUGAUAUUUUCCCCAAAUUUUCCUUGUAGUGUUUUAACAUUAACUAAAUUGAGCACCCCCCACCCCAUCUAUGUCCUAUAAGUGACUACUAAAUAUUAAACAUCUUUCUACUUAUCCUUAAACACUCCCAUAUACCUAUAAUCCAUAAAAUGAAAAGAAAUAUAUCUUGUAAAUUAGGCUGCGACAACGAGGCGCUUGAAAGUGGACAAUUCACCCCGAAACCGCGACAAUGAGGCGCUCGAAAGUGGACAAUUCAGCACAAAGCCCCUGUUCACAUACUGGCUGUGAAGUCAGACCUAGGGGGGCGGGGAGGAUACACUCUCUCUUCUAUCUUUUCUCCGUGACAUGCAUACACUCAUGUCGAACAAUGAGGCACUCUAAAGCGGCUCCACCGGUGGACUAUCUGAGUGGAAAUAUGCAUUUUCAGGGUGUUAGGCAUACUUACAGCAGAUAACUAGCUAACUAAAACGACACCGUUGGGCUGGACAACCACUUAUCUGGACAAAAGUACUCAGAUAUUAUAUAGUAGAGGAGAGGAUGCCACACCCCAAAAUGUGUCACCUGUUGCCAUUUUACCUACACACCCCCUAAAAAUCAGUAAAACUGAAAUGGUGAAAAACAAUUAAACACUACACCUCCAGAAUUGAGUACAGUACUGCAUUAGUCGGUUUUGUUUGACAUUUCCAGCAAUUAUCUUCACACUCGUAUAAUGGAUCUAGAAAAAAAUAUUAAAUUCCCUUUACAGGGUCUUACAUUUUCACCACUAAAACCUUAAAGCCUAGAUACACUCCAAAAAACCUCCCUACUCAUUAAGACCCCCUUCCCCAACUACAUCCCAUAAAUCCCCCUUCUUCAUGCAUCCGAACCUCCUCUAUGACAACAAUGAUGUGAGCUACAAUUGACCAGACUUAGCAAUUUUUCAAGAUACAAGCCACUGUUUGUUUGUUGUUUUUUUUUUUUUCACUUUGACGUUAGCAAAAUGUGAGAUACAAGCGCUACAUGGUGACAGGGAACUCAACUCACUUCUCAACAGGCAGAAUUUUGGCAGGUAGUGAACAAUUCUUCAUAAAACAAUCUUCAGUCUAUUCAAUGUUACUCCCAGUUGUCGGACUAAACAAAGAGCAAAGCCAAGUUACAAUUCUUGUUUUUAAAACAACCACGUAGCUUUACAUCUGUUAGCUGGUUGCUAACACAAAGUGGAAAACACCGUAGACAACCACACGAUCUACGUGGCAGUGUUAACACUUUAAGUAACGAAUAUUUGAACACAAAUGGUACAAAAAUCCAUAGACAGACGAUAAAACAAUACUAACAGGCAAAUAUUCUUUAGCCUCUGUGAAGAACGACUAAUAUAACAGCCGCUAACUGAGUCACAGUAUUUGUGAAACUCUUCCCCGUUUCUGUCUGGAUGACUGUAUUAUGCUACCACCUAGUGGCCAAUUUGCACACAACAGAAGGAGCUGUGAUGAAUUAAUCGUGAUGCACAAACAAUUGAAUUCUUUACAUUCUAUUUCAUUAUGUUUUUAGAGUACAAUAUGGUAGGUAAUAGUAGUUAAGUAUAAAAUUGUAAGUACAAUAUCAUGGAGUGCUGUUUACCUUGUUAAGGAGACAUAUCAAAAUUUGUAUUGUUUUUUUUUAGCAAGUUGGAACAGAUUAAUGGCCUUUGAAUGAUUUUCAAUGGGGGAAGAUUAUUUGAGAUACAAGUGCUUUGACUUAUCACCGUGGACAUGGAACAAAUGUAGCUCGUAUCCCAAGGGCACAACUGUAAACAUCAAACGUUACCCUCCUCCCGUCCGCCACCAGGUCGCCAUUCUCACAACAUUCCAAGCCAUGCCAUCGUCCGACUAUGCCCUGCAGCGGCGGGCGCAUCAUGGCAUCAAUGCACUCUUGUCGCCAUGGCAACACAGCCAUCCAGCCUCCUGCUUUUGACUCUUUUCUAUCUCCAUUUAAAAACAAUAACAUAAAAAAACUUGUCAGUCUAUUUUCUAUACCGCUUAUCCCCACUAGGGUCACUUUGGGCGAGAGGUGAGGUACAUCCUCAACUGCAUUCAACAAAAUGUGUAAAAUAAAAUAAAAACGAUUGGCCUUGAAAAGAAAAUCAUUUGUAACUCGAAUCUGCAAAAAUAAGUGUAUAAAUGUACAUAUAAAGUACAGUAUACAUAUGCUUAUUACAUAUAUAUACAUGUAGUGUACAUGAGGGUGUGUGUGUGUGUGUGUGUGUGUGUG